This is a messenger RNA of Fusarium falciforme, 3079 nucleotides long. RefSeq names its product Tr-type G domain-containing protein. The record is from RefSeq and is a predicted model, not a curated record. Bases 47 to 3079 code for a protein of 1010 amino acids. Gene Ontology annotation, biological process: translational initiation. Gene Ontology annotation, molecular function: GTP binding; translation initiation factor activity; GTPase activity. The transcript has 3 exons. Lineage: Eukaryota; Fungi; Ascomycota; Sordariomycetes; Hypocreales; Nectriaceae.
UGUCGAGACAGACUUGCCCCCAGUCUGUCAAUCCCUUAUCGUGGCAAUGUUAAGAGCCCGUGCCUUGCAGGGACGCGGUAAUUCCUUCGUUUGCGCCUACUGCCGUCUCAAGCUUUCGCCGAGGGAAGCACAGCUUAGAGAUCGCCAUGUAUCAACUUCUAUAAUACCAGCCGGGGCACCGGGGCUAUUACCAUGCCAUUCUACGCAGUCUCUGGGCGUGCGAGCCCUCUCAACGAGCUCCCCGCUUCAUCGGCCGGACGAUAAAGGAUCCCCUCCCAAGCCGGGAGCCUUCCCGGGCAGUGGUUUUCCUGGAGGAUUCGGGGCUGGGGUAGGGUCUUUUGGCUCUUUUGGAGUCGCCAAAUCAACACCAGACACUGCCAAACCCACCUCGCUUCUCCCCCAUGAGCUCGAGGCUCGUAGCAAGAUGGGACUCACCCCCAAGAAGCCGGCUCCCGUCGCAAAGAUCCCUGAUCCUCCCCAGACAGCCUUGGCAAGCCAGGAGCAUGACAGCAAGAAGAAGAAGAAGAAGAACAAGAAGCAGAAGCGCCAAAACAAAGCUGAAGACAGGGCAGAGAAUAGGGCUGCCCUUUCGUCGGCUCUUGCAGAGGCUUUCAAGACGGACCGUACCCCCGCUCCAGUGGCGACGCCCAAGGCUUGGUCCAGCAACGAGCCUGAAAAACCAGCUGCUCCAGCUACGCCUGCAGCCCCUGCCUGGGGGGCUUUCAGCUCUCGCAAGAUUGACACGCGAUUACCAACUCGCGAGCCACAGUCACAGGCCAAGCCAGUAGAGAAGCAACUGCCAAAGGCACCUGUAACGCCUGAGAGGCCCACCGGGGAGGCCGCUUGGGGGGAGAUGAAGCGUGCCGCGCGAACGACAAGCGACAGCACUGAGGAGAAAGGAGGCGAUUUCUGGGACGCACUCGAGACUAGAGUCAGCGGCUUCCGUGGCAAGCCCAGCACUGCCUCUAAAUCUAGCAGCCAGCAGGCUUCGCCUGAUGCAGUCCAGGAUUUCUGGUCCCAGGAUCUUCAAACGCCGCAGGAGCAGCAACCGAGGCGCAAGUCCCGUUUCGAGGUCGAGGAUGAGGUUGAUGAUCGACGAGGCAAGAAGGGCAAGCGUCCUAAGAAUGUGCGACAGCAGCAGGAUGAUGACGAUGACUGGGACGAGGAUUCCAUUCGCCGAUGGGAGUUGAGGCAGCGAAAGAAGGCUGAAAAGGACGCCAAGAAGCGUCUCGAGGAAGAAGCCAAUAAUGCGCCAGUGCCCAUCUUCCUCCCCGAGUACAUCAGCGUGGCCAACCUAGCCCAGGCACUCCAGAUUCGAAAUGCAGAUUUUCUGCAUGACCUCGAGACCAUGGGCUUUGAGGAGCUCACCAACGACACCAUCAUGACUGGUGACACGGCAGCUCUCGUUGCGCAGGAGUAUGGAUUUGAUCCCACCGUCGACACUGGUUCUCAGCGAGAUCUACGGCCUCGGCCUGCGGCAGAGGACCCAUCCUCGUUACCUAGUCGUCCUCCUGUGGUCACCAUCAUGGGCCACGUCGAUCACGGAAAGACAACUCUCCUUGACUGGUUACGCAAGUCGUCAAUUGCUGCUCAGGAACAUGGUGGCAUCACACAGCACAUUGGUGCCUUUGUGGUUCAGAUGUCCUCUGGAAAGCAAAUCACAUUCCUCGACACUCCAGGUCACGCAGCUUUCUUGUCCAUGCGUCAACGAGGUGCCAAUGUCACCGAUAUCGUUGUGUUGGUUGUAGCCGCUGACGAUAGUGUCAUGCCUCAGACGAUCGAGGCCCUGAAGCACGCUACAGCUGCCAAGGUACCCAUCAUUGUCGCCAUCAACAAGAUCGACAAGGAGGACGCCCGGGUCGAACAGGUCAAGCUCGAUCUCUCCCGCAAUGGAGUCGAGCUUGAGGAGUUUGGAGGCGAUGUUCAGGUCGUCCCAGUCAGUGGCAAGACCGGUAAGGGUAUGGAAGAUCUUGAGGAGAACAUUGUCACACUGUCCGAAAUCCUCGACGUUCGCGCAGAGACCGACGGUAUGGCUGAGGGUUGGAUCCUCGAGUCCAGCGUCAAGCAGACUGGCAAGGUCGCUUCGGUGCUCGUCAAGCGAGGAACAUUGCGUCUUGGUGACUACAUUGUAGCCGGUAAGACGUGGGCCAAGGUUCGUGGCCUUCGCAACGAAGCUGGUGUUGAGAUACCUGAGGCACCGCCCGGAACCCCUGUCCAGGUCCUCGGCUGGCGUGAUCUUCCUGAGGCUGGUGAACAGGUCAUUCAGGCUCCUGAUGAGGGCAAGGCCAAGACGGCGGUCGAAUAUCGCCAGGAGAUGGCCGAGAGAGAGGAGAGCUCCCAGCAGCUCGCUGAGCAGGAGCAUCGCCAGCGCGAGAAGGCCGCUGCGGAGGAGGCAGCCGCUGCAGCAGAGGCCGAGGGCAUCGAGGCGGAACCUAGCGAGUCAGAGCCUGGCAUCAUAUUCCAGAACUUCAUCGUCAAGGCCGACGUGGCCGGCUCAGUGGAGGCGGUAUGCGGCACCGUUCAGGAGCUGGGCAGCAACGAAGUCCAGUCCAAGAUCCUACGAUCCUCUGUCGGCCUCAUCUCCGAGUACGACGUCGACCACGCGGCCGCGUCCAAGAGUAUCAUUAUCAACUUCAACAACACCAUCCUCCCCCACAUCCGCCACCGCGCAGACGAGGCGGGCGUGCGCAUCAUCGACCACAGCGUCAUCUACCACGUGGUGGACGACGUCAAGGCCGCCCUCUCGGACCUCCUGCCCUACAAGAUCUCGCACAAGGUCCUGGGCGAGGCCGACGUGCUGCAGCUGUUUACCAUCAACAUCAAGAAGCGUGUGCAGAAGACCAUUGCCGGCUGCAAGAUUCGCAACGGAUCCAUCAAGCGUACCUCGAUGGUCAAGGUGAUCCGAGCCGGCGAGGUCGUUUAUGAAGGCAAAAUCGACACGCUCAAGCACGUCAAGAAGGACGUCAUGGAAAUGGGCAAGGGCACCGAGUGCGGUAUCGGCUUCGAAGACUUCCAGGACCUCGAGAUCGACGACCAGAUCCAGACAUACGAGGUCCUCAAGGAGAAGCGCACAUUGUAA